AUGAAAAAUAGAUUAGUUAACGGGUCUAUGCCAGAAAUUAAAUUUAAAGAAAUAUAUAAAAUUGAUACUUUUGAUUUUAAAAGUCAAAAGAUUAUUCAUACUAUUGAAUCCGCUACUUCUGUUAGUAACAAGCAUGAAACUAUUAAUUUGUUAAAUAAAAAAUUAUUAGAAACGCAUUAUAGAGAAGGUUAUCGCUAUAUCCAUCUAGGAUUAAUUCAGAUAGCUAUAAAACCAUUACAUAAACUAGGGUUAAACACCCCUAUAUUGCUAGUUCUUCGAGACACUAGAAUUAAAGACUUUCAUAAUUCAACUAUUGCUAUAGUUGAAUCAAAUCUUAACGAUGGUCCAGUCUACUUUAACUGCCAUCCCAAUUACUCUAUGAGCUUGGCUGAUGAAUUCACUAAGAAUUCAUUAGUUAUAUACGUUCAAGGUCUAUGUGAUAAUUUUAAUCCUGGAGUUGCCAAUAUUGACGUUAUUAGUAGAAUUACCUACAAAGUCUCUAAUGUUAAUUAUGAUUUUAAAUUACUCAAAACUACUCCAAGAAAUUAA
Lathyrus oleraceus (garden pea) is the source of this 549-nucleotide messenger RNA. RefSeq lists its product as uncharacterized. Bases 1 to 549 code for a protein of 182 amino acids. The record is from RefSeq and is a predicted model, not a curated record. The transcript has a single exon. Lineage: Eukaryota; Viridiplantae; Streptophyta; Magnoliopsida; Fabales; Fabaceae.